Tribolium madens (black flour beetle) is the source of this 1926-nucleotide messenger RNA. It is a transcript of the gene Elp3, whose product is annotated as elongator complex protein 3. The record is from RefSeq and is a predicted model, not a curated record. Lineage: Eukaryota; Metazoa; Arthropoda; Insecta; Coleoptera; Tenebrionidae. Gene Ontology annotation, biological process: tRNA wobble base 5-methoxycarbonylmethyl-2-thiouridinylation. Bases 104 to 1888 code for a protein of 594 amino acids. The transcript is spliced from 7 exons. Gene Ontology annotation, molecular function: iron-sulfur cluster binding; acyltransferase activity, transferring groups other than amino-acyl groups. Gene Ontology annotation, cellular component: cytoplasm; elongator holoenzyme complex; nucleus.
GUUGACAUUUGAUAUUUUUACAUAACCUCACUUUUWUCUCAGACAAAUGUGCGUGAAUUAUUACGUUUUAAUUAAUUUUUUAUAAGAAUUAACAUUUUACACGAUGGGGAAGAAACGAAACGAAUUUUCCCACCUUACGGUUGAAGAAAAAAAGGUGAUAACAGUGGCCGAAAUCGUUCAGUUACUCAUAAAAGCUCAAGAUGAGAAACGCGACGUAAAUCUCAACGCUUUAAAAACCCGAAUUUCUUCAAAAUAUAGUCUCGGGACUUCGCCCCGUCUUGUUGACAUUAUAGCUGCAGUCCCGAUGAACUACCGGAAGACUUUAGUACCGAAACUACUAGCAAAACCGAUCAGGACUGCGAGUGGGAUUGCAGUUGUGGCGGUGAUGUGUAAGCCGCACAGAUGCCCCCAUAUUAACAUGACUGGCAAUAUUUGUGUCUACUGUCCUGGGGGCCCCGAUUCUGAUUUUGAAUAUUCAACUCAGAGUUACACAGGGUACGAACCAACGUCAAUGAGGGCUAUAAGGGCCAGAUAUGAUCCCUAUUUACAAACCAGACAUAGAGUGGAGCAGUUGAAACAAUUAGGGCAUUCUGUGGAUAAAGUUGAGUUUAUUGUAAUGGGGGGCACGUUUAUGAGCCUCCCAGAGGACUACAGGGAUUAUUUCAUUAGGAAUUUGCAUGAUGCGUUGUCUGGRCAUAAAAGUAGUUCUGUUGAAGAGGCUGUUAAAUAUUCUGAAAGGUCUAACACUAAGUGUAUUGGGAUUACGAUUGAGACAAGGCCGGAUUAUUGCCUGCAGAAGCAUUUGUCUGAUAUGUUGAAAUAUGGAUGCACAAGACUUGAAAUAGGUGUUCAGUCUGUUUAUGAAGACGUAGCAAGGGAUACCAACCGUGGUCACACUGUUAAAGCGGUCUGUGAAACAUUUAAUUUGGCAAAAGAUGCAGGCUACAAGGUUGUAGCACACAUGAUGCCUGAUUUGCCAAAUGUUGAUCUGGAGCGUGACAUCGAGCAGUUUAUUGAAUUUUUCGAAAAUCCUAAUUUCAGAGCAGAUGGUUUAAAAAUUUAUCCCACUUUGGUAAUCCGCGGAACUGGCCUUUACGAAUUGUGGAAGACCGGUCGUUAUAAAAGUUAUCCUCCUUCAGUUCUUGUUGAUUUGAUUGCAAACGUAUUGGCUUUGGUGCCACCGUGGACCAGGGUGUAUAGAGUCCAACGCGAUAUUCCCAUGCCUCUUGUUAGUUCAGGGGUCGAGCAUGGAAACCUUCGUGAAUUAGCCUUGCAAAGAAUGAAAGAUUUGGGUUUGAAAUGUCGUGACGUUCGAACUCGCGAAGUUGGAAUAACAGAAAUACACGAAAAAGUACGACCCAACGAUGUUGAAUUGAUCAGAAGGGAUUAUUACGCAAAUGGGGGUUGGGAGACGUUUUUAAGUUACGAGGACCCGGAGCAAGACAUUCUAAUUGGUCUCUUACGGUUGCGCAAAUGCUCCCAAGAGACGACUUAUCGUCCCGAACUCAUCGGCGAAUGUUCAAUAGUUCGUGAACUCCAUGUUUAUGGAAGUGUGGUUCCCGUUAGCGGUCGUAAUGUCAAAAAAUUCCAGCAUCAGGGUUAUGGCACUCUCCUGAUGGAAAAAGCCGAAGAUAUUGCGAUAAAAGAGCACAAAUCUAACAAAAUCGCGGUCAUUUCUGGGGUCGGGACAAGGAAUUAUUACCGGAAGUUGGGAUACGAGCUCGAGGGGCCUUACAUGGUGAAGUCUUUAAAGCCCAAAUUGUACAAAAGUGUAUUUAGUUGUGUUGAUGGUGAGCCAUUGCAGAAAAGUACCGAGUGUUAUGAAAGAAAAAAGUGGACACUUGAUGAUAAUGAGUGGUUGGAUCAAUUUGACAAGGAAAAUUCUUGAAUAAAACAAGUUGUUAUAAGAGAUUAGGUUGUCCUUUU